GUGAGGUGAACUGCGUCGGGCAGGCAGGGCAGCAAAGAUGGCGUCACAGAGGCAGGUCCUCCUAUCCUUGUUGCUGUGGGUCUCAGGUGUCCAUGGGGACAUCACGAUGACUCAGUCUCCAGGCUCCCUGGCUGUGUCUCCAGGUCAGCGGGUCACCAUGAACUGCAGAGCCAGUCAGGGUGUUUACAGCAACGUAGCCUGGUACCAGCAGAAACCUGGACAGGCUCCCAGGCUCCUCAUCUAUGGUGCAUCCAGCAGGGCCACGGGCAUCCCAGACCGGUUCAGCGGCAGUGGGUCUGGGACAGACUUCACCCUCAGCAUCAGCAACCUCCAGGCCGAAGAUGUGGGGCACUAUUACUGCCAGCAGUAUAAUAACUAUCUACCCACAGUGCUUCAGCCUCGAACACAAACCUGCUCCCUGGGGCCGCGGAUCACUCUUCUGAGUAGUUUUGCAUGUUGUGUCAUGAGACAAAACCACAGGCUGCUCUCAGCAUCCUUAAAGGCAGCUGGUCCGGGCCCUGGAGUAGCAGCCUCCGGUCCAGCUCUCCGAGAUGGUGUCCGGGGCUCCCCUGCUGUGGAUCCUGCUCCAGGUUGCACUGGGGACAUUGUGCUGACCCAGUCUCCAGCCUCUUUGACCGUGUCUCCAGGGCAGAAGGCCACCAUCUCUUGCAAGACCAGUCAGAAAGUUGGUGACAUUUUGGGCAUUACACACUAUAUUACAUGGUAUCAACAAAAAUCAGGACAGCAUCCAAGAAUCCUGACUUAUAAAGCAUCCAGUUGA
Molecule: messenger RNA, 781 nt
Organism: Enhydra lutris kenyoni (northern sea otter)
Lineage: Eukaryota; Metazoa; Chordata; Mammalia; Carnivora; Mustelidae
Exons: 4
Coding region: 38-781 (247 amino acids)
Biological process (GO): immunoglobulin production; immune response
Source: RefSeq, a predicted model, not a curated record